AGCUGAUCAGCUUCCUUGGAAUUUGCUGAUGACCCAGGAGAGCUGUGCCUGAAGAUGGAAACACUGGAGUCGGAGCUGACCUGCCCUAUUUGUCUGGAGCUCUUUGAGGACCCUCUCCUGCUACCCUGCGCCCACAGCCUCUGCUUCAACUGCGCCCACCGCAUCCUGGUGUCCCACUGCGCCACCAACGAGUCCGUGGAGUCCAUCACCGCCUUCCAGUGCCCCACCUGCCGGCAUGUCAUCACGCUCAGCCCGCGAGGUCUAGACGGGCUGAAGCGGAACGUCACCCUGCAGAAUAUCAUCGACAGGUUCCAGAAAGCAUCGGUGAGCGGGCCCAACUCCCCCAGUGAGACCCGCCGAGAGCGGGCCUUCGACGCCAAUGCCAUGACCUCCGCUGAGAAAGUCCUCUGUCAGUUCUGUGACCAGGACCCUGCCCAGGAUGCCGUGAAGACCUGUGUCACUUGCGAAGUGUCCUACUGUGAUGAGUGCCUGAAAGCCACUCACCCGAACAAGAAGCCCUUCACAGGCCAUCGGCUGAUUGAGCCCAUUCCGGACUCGCACAUCCGGGGGCUGAUGUGCCUGGAGCACGAGGAGGAGAAGGUGAAUAUGUACUGUGUGACCGAUGACCAGUUAAUCUGUGCCUUGUGUAAACUGGUUGGGCGGCACCGAGAUCAUCAGGUGGCAGCUUUGAGUGAGCGCUAUGACAAAUUGAAGCAAAACUUAGAGAGUAACCUCACCAACCUUAUUAAGAGGAACACGGAACUGGAGACGCUUUUGGCUAAACUCAUUCAAACCUGUCAACACGUUGAGGUCAAUGCAUCACGUCAAGAAGCCAAAUUGAUGGAGGAGUGUGAUCUUCUUAUUGAGAUCAUUCAGCAAAGAAGACAAAUUAUUGGAACCAAGAUCAAAGAAGGGAAGGUGAUGAGGCUUCGCAAGCUGGCUCAGCAGAUUGCAAACUGCAAGCAGUGCAUUGAGCGGUCGGCAUCCCUCAUCUCCCAAGCGGAACACUCGCUGAAGGAGAAUGAUCAUGCGCGGUUCCUACAGACUGCUAAGAAUAUCACUGAGAGAGUCUCCAUGGCAACUGCAUCUUCCCAGGUUCUAAUUCCUGAAAUCAACCUUAAUGACACAUUUGACACCUUUGCCUUAGAUUUUUCCCGAGAGAAGAAAUUGCUAGAAUGUCUGGAUUACCUUACAGCUCCCAACCCUCCCACAAUUAGGGAGGAGCUCUGCACGGCUUCCUAUGACACCAUCACUGUCCACUGGACCUCCGAUGAUGAAUUCAGUGUGGUUUCCUAUGAGCUCCAGUACACCAUAUUCACCGGACAAGCCAACGUUGUCAGUCUGUGUAACUCAGCCGAUAGCUGGAUGAUCGUGCCCAACAUCAAGCAGAACCACUAUACUGUGCACGGUCUGCAGAGCGGCACCAAGUACAUCUUCAUCGUCAAGGCCAUCAACCAGGCGGGCAGCCGCAGCAGCGAGCCCGGGAAGUUGAAGACAAACAGCCAACCAUUUAAACUGGACCCCAAAUCUGCACAUCGAAAGCUGAAGGUGUCUCAUGAUAACUUGACAGUAGAACGUGAUGAGUCAUCAUCCAAAAAGAGUCACACACCCGAACGCUUCACCAGCCAAGGGAGCUACGGCGUAGCUGGGAACGUGUUCAUUGACAGUGGCCGGCACUAUUGGGAAGUGGUCAUAAGUGGAAGCACGUGGUAUGCCAUUGGCCUUGCGUACAAAUCAGCCCCGAAGCACGAGUGGAUUGGGAAGAACUCGGCUUCCUGGGCACUGUGCCGCUGCCACAAUAACUGGGUGGUGAGACACAACAGCAAGGAAAUCCCCAUUGAGCCAUCCCCUCACCUCCGGCGCGUGGGCAUCCUGCUGGACUAUGAUAAUGGCUCCGUCGCUUUCUACGAUGCUUUGAACUCCGUCCACCUCUACACCUUCGACAUCACAUUCUCGCAGCCUGUGUGCCCCACCUUCACCGUGUGGAACAAGUGUCUGACCAUUAUAACUGGGCUUCCCAUCCCAGACCACCUGGACUGCACCGAGCAGCUGCCAUGAGCACCUGGCCACGUGGAGGUGCUUUCUGGGCAAUAGGAAGGCUUGUGGCCACCAUUUAGGGGGCAGAGAAAGCACAGGCUUCCAGAGUGUGGUUAAGUCUCGCCAAAAAGCAUCCAGAAAUCAGCUAAGAUAGGUUUCAAAACGGGCUAUUUCCAGCCCCCCCUCCUUACUGUAUUUUGUAUUAAGUACAGUCUUUAAGAAGUACAGUCUUUAAUACGUUCUUCAAAUUUUCUUUUGUAUUUACAGGAAAAUUUAUAGAUUAUUUAUAAAAGAAACAUAACCGGGAUUCCAACUCUUUUAGGAAUUAUUUGGUUUUGCACAUUAAGAGGCCCGUACAUUUAUCAGCUCUUUACAACCUUUAUUGCAUCACAGUCUAUAACUGUACAUAACAGAAUAUGCAACUACUUUAAAAAGAAAACAUAGUUUUGAACCUAGUAGGGAAGUAAAUGGGAUUUCUUUGGUUUAUCUUGAGGUGUUUUAACUGUGAUGGUGGAAGCUUUUAUUAGGUCAACUACAAUGGAGAGCAAAAGAGAGAAUGGGAAGAUCUUGGAAUCUGCCACGGCUAAAUCUUUAGUUGCCUUCUGAUGGCUGGUGGGAUAAUGAUGGAAAGAUUCUGAAGCCUUCGGCCAUAGUUUACCCUGCUCGUCCCAGGAUUAAGGAUUCUGGGAGAACGUUAAGAAUGAUACUGCAAUUGAAAAUAGUCACUUGGAAUCCUACUGAUUAUUCAGAAAUUCAAGCUGAUUCGUGUUUUAUCGGAAGGAAGUAGGAUUCUAUUUCAUGAUAUCAAUCUAUUUCAUUCUUUCUUUUAAUCAUUUCUUUAGGCCUCUGAGAUUUCUUCACUACAUUUCAUAGCUGUCCUAUCCUUCCCCACCCCCAAAUCAUUUUCCUUUUGUCACUGGAGCUGAGGAAAUAAACAGUUUCUAUCACAAAUGGCAGCACCACUGUGCGUUGAUUUUUCUCUCUAGGACAGUGGUCGGCAA
Eptesicus fuscus (big brown bat) is the source of this 3038-nucleotide messenger RNA. RefSeq names its product midline 1 (gene MID1). The transcript has 9 exons. Gene Ontology annotation, molecular function: protein binding; zinc ion binding. The record is from RefSeq and is a predicted model, not a curated record. Lineage: Eukaryota; Metazoa; Chordata; Mammalia; Chiroptera; Vespertilionidae. Bases 55 to 2058 code for a protein of 667 amino acids.